AUGAACCGGCCGCCUGCCGUUGAUACAAGCGUCCAUCGACACAAGCACGUCAGCCCUGCGCCCUUACUCGAUCUUUCAGGUGAUCAGUUCGUGCCCAAAAGGAGGAACACAGAAGCAAAAGCAUAUUCAGACCGGCCUGCAUUCCACCGCAGUUUCUCUAAACCGACACAGCUACUAUUGCAGACCACUGAGAACUACUCUCUCCUCCAUGGGAUCCUUGCGGACGACGAGUCUCGGCGCAUCUUUUACUUUAUGAUUUUGAAUCUGUGUUUUAUGGUCGUUCAGUCGACGUAUGGUGUUCUGACGGGUUCAUUGGGGUUGAUCAGCGACAGUAUACACAUGUUCUUUGACUGUGUUGCGUUGUUGGUCGGUGUUUGCGCAGCGGUCAUGAGCAAAUGGCCGCCCAGCCUCAAAUUCCCCUAUGGCUAUGGCAAGAUCGACACUCUGGCAGGACUCGGCAAUGGGAUUUUCCUGAUGCUCAUCAGCAUCGAGAUUGUCUAUGAAGCAAUCGAGCGACUCUUUUCCGGCGCCGAUGUCAGCCGCACGACAGAACUUUUGGUGGUCAGCACCAUCGGUUUGCUUGUCAACAUGGUGGGUAUAUUCGCCUUUCACGGAGCACAUGGGCAUGAUCAUGGACACAGCCAUGGAGAUCCGAAUCAUAGUCAUGACCAUGUCCACGACCAUCACGAUCAUGAUCACGACCACAAACACGAACAUGAACAUGAACACAACCAUAGCCACUCUCACGCAGAGACGCCACUGACCGCCUCUGCAUCACCCGUCAAAGGCAAGAAAGCAGCCAGUGGCCAUCACCACGGCGGCGAGAACAUGCAGGGUAUCUACCUGCACAUCAUGGCGGACGCACUCGGUUCUCUCGCCGUAGUGGGCUCGACGAUGCUCGUCCGCUGGACCGGCUGGAGUGGAUUUGACCCCUUAGCAUCGUGCAUUAUCGCCGUUCUCAUCUUCGCCUCCACCAUCCCGUUAGUAACGUCGACGACCAAGAUUCUCUUGUUGUCCCUCAACUCGGAUAUCGAGUACAACCUGCGCGGCAUCCUCAGUGGCGUUGCAGAAAUCCGUGGUGUGGCAGGCUACACCGUGCCCAAGUUCUGGCUCGAAGACGUCAAGAAGGAACCGGGUCACCAUCAUCACGGUCAUAGUCAUGGUCACGACCAUGGUCAUUCGCAUAACCACAGCCAUGGCCACAACUGUUCCGAUGACGAGACUGCAGGCGAAGACCCAACCGUCCUGGGCGUGAUUCACAUUAUUGCCUCGCGUCACGCCGACCUAGAGGAUGUCAGGCAGAGAGUGGACAUGUAUUUCCGGUCUCGGAAGAUGGACGUCGUGAUCCAGAUGGAGCGGGAAGGCGAGAAUAGGUGUUGGUGCGGCGGCGGGCAGAAAUCUGGAGGUUGA
Messenger RNA from Exophiala dermatitidis NIH/UT8656, 1410 nucleotides. Its product is annotated as CDF family cation efflux system protein. Bases 1 to 1410 code for a protein of 469 amino acids. Gene Ontology annotation, cellular component: Golgi apparatus; membrane. Gene Ontology annotation, biological process: intracellular zinc ion homeostasis; zinc ion transport; transmembrane transport. Gene Ontology annotation, molecular function: zinc ion transmembrane transporter activity. The transcript has a single exon. Lineage: Eukaryota; Fungi; Ascomycota; Eurotiomycetes; Chaetothyriales; Herpotrichiellaceae. The record is from RefSeq and is a predicted model, not a curated record.